UGGCUAUCAAAGCAUUAGCAGAUGUCUUCAUCUCCUUCCCUGGCCACAGAAGACUCUGUGACAUCAAAGAGGAGUUCUAUAGGAUUGCAGAUGGUCUGCAAUGCUGACUGUGUGAUCAGCAAUGUUGUGGCAAAAUGGCCUGGCUCAGUCCAUGACUCCAGAAUCUUUCGGGCCUCUGAAAUCUAUCAGUGCCUAUCACAAGGUGAAUUCUCUGGUGUGUUGCUGGGAGACAGGGGGUAUGGCUGCCAGCCUUUUCUCCUGACACCUUUCACAGACCCCCAGGAAGCACAGCAGGCCUACAACCAUGCCCAUGCCAGGACCAGGGCCAGAGUUGAAAUGACCUUUGGCCUCCUGAAGGCACGCUUUCACUGCCUUCACAAAUUAAGGGUCAGCCCUGUUAGGGCAUGUGAUAUUACUGUGGCUUGUGCUGUCCUCCACAAUGUGGCCUGCCUGAGGAAGGAGAGGGCCCCAGAGUGCCACCAGCCAUGGACUGGGACAAUCCGGCAAUCUUCCCUGAUGACGACAGUGGUCGGCUGCUGAGGGACCAAUAUGUGUUGAAUUAUUUUAGUUAGUAUGUGUGCUUUCAAUUUUGGUUAAAUAUGUCCUGCGGUGGCAGAGGAAUUUGGUUUUUUUGGGUUCGUUUUUUGACGAAUUUGGCCUCUUAUGAUGUUUGUGCGGUAUACUGUGUGUAAUACAAGGCUGCAGGGAGGCUACUGCAUCCAUUCAUUUGUCUGUUCAGUUGAUGUGUAUGGAUUUGUCCUGCAUUUAUUUUAGUGUGCAGACAUGCAGGGUGUGUUAUAUACAGACCUUUGAAUGUGUAUGUAUCAUUUUGUAUAAUAUGCUUGGAUUCUGUGCUUUCCAUCUUGUAGAGUCACUGUGACUUCAGUUUCGAAAGGAGCUGAUGGUUUACCUGCUUUGUUUUGUCCUUAUUCAAUAAAGGAACAUAAUGUUACACAUUGUGUUUUUAUAUUCA
Molecule: messenger RNA, 973 nt
Organism: Oncorhynchus nerka (sockeye salmon)
Lineage: Eukaryota; Metazoa; Chordata; Actinopteri; Salmoniformes; Salmonidae
Product: putative nuclease HARBI1
Exons: 3
Coding region: 22-540 (172 amino acids)
Source: RefSeq, a predicted model, not a curated record